Molecule: messenger RNA, 993 nt
Organism: Melampsora larici-populina 98AG31
Lineage: Eukaryota; Fungi; Basidiomycota; Pucciniomycetes; Pucciniales; Melampsoraceae
Exons: 4
Coding region: 1-993 (330 amino acids)
Source: RefSeq, a predicted model, not a curated record
AUGAAAAUUUUGAUACUACUCAGUAUAUUUCUGAAGCUUCAUUCGCACGUCUUUGCUCACCCUGCACUGAGUGAGGUAAUCCAUGGUGCAGUAGGCGCUGAUGAUCUCGGUCGAGGUGCAGGUGAAAUUGGCGAGUUCGCUACUCAUGGACGUCCUGCACUUCAGAGUAAAAAUUUAUUACGUCCUCUAACAUCGGGCGCAGGAGAUGGAAAGCAAAGUCCAGAGAUCAGUGACUCACUCUUCGGUGGAAGAGCUCAACAAAGUUCAGCUUCAAAGGAUUCAUCGUUGGCUCACAAUUCAGGACUCGUCACAGACAAGAACGCUGCGGAUAUCUUUAUUCACAAGCCUCCACCGACUUAUGUACCACCUACCUACAUAGAAGUCAAAACUGGUAAAAUACUUCCUAGUAUACUCAAACCUGACCAAAUUGGAAAGCUUAAACCUGAACAACUGGUAGAAUAUAUAUCAAAUUUCAACACAGAAGUCAAAGCUAGUAGGGACACCUGGCGAGCAGCAGACCAAGCAGUCAAAAAGGCCGAAGAUACCCUUUCCCAUGAUGCUCUAAAGGCUUUUGCAGAGAAAAAUAAAGCGUCAAAGUCUCCUGAGACCGCCGAUCAAGUUCUUCAACGAAUCAAAAAUGGACUAAGACAGCAACUUUCACUUGCGACAAUUGACGAGGGUGUUGAUACGCUUGCCUUGAAGCAAUUUUCAAGAGUGCUGGGUGUCUCCACAGAACACUUGGAUUCUUCCAUCAAAACCGCUCGGGAGGCAAAAGCGAACGCUCUCAAGUUAGCUGAAAUGCGUAAAACAAGUGGUUAUCCAUUCAUGGAUAAGAUGAAAGCAGCUAUCCAAAAACUCUUAGCUAAAGUCAAUUUCAGAUUGCCAUGGAAAAAGCCUGCUGAGCCUCCUGCGAAAUGGAAGAUACCUAUGUCGCGAAAGCUUUCUACUCAAUUUGGCCGGUAUUUCGAGGAAGGUGAAUUGAGAGGCACAUAG